UUUAAACUAUACUCAUCACCAAGUAAUUAUGGAUGUUUUGACUUUGAAAAAUGAUGAAAACGAUGUGCCUUCCAGUUCUCUUUUUGAAGUUAAUCCAGAAUGUUUUCUUUCGGAUUUGAGAACUAGAAUAAUGGAAGAAGUUCCGGAUUUGCUGCCCCACGAUUUUCGAUUCCUUUUUCCUUCAUCUGGCGUUCGUAUUUCCCUACGACAAGAGGCACACCAAACAAGGAACCUAUCCCUGAGCAGGCUACUGUAAUGGGCCUUAAAUCACCCGAAGCAUGGCUACUUAAAGGGAUCAAAAUAUACAAGGAAAAGGAGAUUGAAGAUGCACGUGGCAAAGAAAAAGAAAGGCGAAUCUUCUGGAAUGCAAAGGCCAAAAUUCUUGCCAAGUCUGACUUGAAAAAAACUCAAAUUUAUGAGGAAAUACACAAGGCUUGGCGAUUAAAGAAAACUGAAAUCCUUUUAGGAGAAAGCAGUGGUGUCCGUAUGGCAUCCACGAGUAUGAAGAAAGGAACAUUAGAAAAAAAUAAAGAAAGAUUUCAAUUAGCUAAGAGAGAGUGUGAAACUCUAAGUGACAAGAUAAAGGAGCUAAUGAAGACUAAGUCUGCCAAGACCGAGCAACAAAUGAUUGAACUAAGAGAACUCCAAUCGAAUUUCGAUAUAGCUCGAAGUACCCUAAGAAAAGCCCAAGACGCUUUAAGAAAAAACAUUAAAAAAUCAAGCUAAAUACUUGG
Messenger RNA from Actinia tenebrosa (Australian red waratah sea anemone), 734 nucleotides. RefSeq lists its product as uncharacterized. NCBI's taxonomy places the organism in Eukaryota, Metazoa, Cnidaria, Anthozoa, Actiniaria, Actiniidae. The record is from RefSeq and is a predicted model, not a curated record.